AUGCCUGACAGGAAGAUUCGUGGCGCAUUUAUUGUCGUUGAGGGCCUCGACAGGUCCGGCAAGAGCACUCAAGUCGCGCUUCUCGAGGAACGCCUGAAGGCUGAAGGAGUACCCGUGAGACUGGUCAAGUUCCCUGAUCGUACUACACCAAUCGGUAAACUGAUCGACUCGUACUUGCGCUCGGGGUCCGAGAUGGAUGACCGCGCGAUUCACCUUCUCUUCUCUGCGAACCGCUGGGAGCUUGCCAAAUCUAUGCAGGACUCUCUCGAGUCUGGCACGACAGUAGUCUGUGAUCGUUACGCCUUCUCUGGGAUCGCCUUCUCCGCUGCCAAGAACGCCCCCGGGAUGUCCUACGAAUGGUGUCGUGGCCCUGACAUUGCACUGCCCGCCCCCGACGUCACGCUCUUCCUUGCCGUAUCGCCAGAACAGCAGCAUACAAGGGGAGGAUUCGGGGAGGAGCGCUACGAAAAGUCGGAUUUCCAGGAGCGUGUCGAGCAUGUCUUCGAGCGCAUCGGGGUGGAGAUGGGCGAUGGGUCGCGGUGGUUUGCGGUCGAUGCGGACCAAGGGAAGGAGGAGGUCGCGCAGGAGGUGUGGCGGCUCGUGCAGCCUUUGGCAAAGGGAACCGAUAGGCCGCUUGCGAGGCUUUGGGCAGAUUUGGACGAGCGGGUGAGGAAUGCGCAUUUAUAUAUUUGA
Dichomitus squalens LYAD-421 SS1 is the source of this 693-nucleotide messenger RNA. Its product is annotated as thymidylate kinase. Gene Ontology annotation, cellular component: cytosol; cytoplasm; nucleus. The transcript has 3 exons. Bases 1 to 693 code for a protein of 230 amino acids. Gene Ontology annotation, biological process: dTTP biosynthetic process; dTDP biosynthetic process; dUDP biosynthetic process. Gene Ontology annotation, molecular function: ATP binding; dTMP kinase activity. The record is from RefSeq and is a predicted model, not a curated record. Lineage: Eukaryota; Fungi; Basidiomycota; Agaricomycetes; Polyporales; Polyporaceae.